AUGGAUCCUCCUAAAGAACACAUCAAGGCUGAACCAAUCUGUUACGAUGGAUCCGUUCUCGAGGGCAGCCAGUUCCAGUUUCAGUAUGAUACCGACGAUGCGUAUCUCAAGUCCCUCGGAAAGUCGGCUGAGUUGCAUCGCGUCUACAAUUUCUGGACAUUAUGCGCGUACCAGGUUAUGAUAAGUGCCACAUGGACAUGCGUCGUCGUUUUCUAUGGUGUCAUCUUUGACGUCGGUGGACCAGCCUCGCUUCUCUACGGAUCCAUCAUCGUCGCCAUCGGCCAAACCCUACUCAUGGCCUCACUCGCUGAAUACUGUGGCAUCUGGCCUACUGCAGGUGGUCAGCAGUUCUACGUCCAGAAGCUCGCCACCGAAAAGUACCGGCCUUUUCUGUCAUAUUUCGUCGGUUGGUGUCUGCUUCUAGCUGAGACUGCCACUGGCUCUUCUUGCGCCUUGAAUACCGCCAACAUCAUUGGCACGAUGGUGUCCAUCUUUCAUCCAAAUAUCGACUGGAAGCCUUACCAAACCUUUUUGAUAUAUCUCGGAUUGCUGGUUAUCCCGUUCCUGAUGAACUUGAAGCCCAGUGCACUCCCUUUCUACAGCACUGUCGGAGCCGUUUUCACGAUCCUCGGCUUCUUUGGCUGGGCUAUCACUCUACUCGCCACAGCCCCCAAAUCCAGCGCGACAUUCGUAUUUACCAAGUUUAUCAACAACUCGGGAUACACGAAUAACGGGUGGGUGUUCAUACUCAGUUUUUACAGCCCUCUUUAUGGCCUUUAUGGUACGGAUAGUAUGAUGCAUUUGGUUGAGGAGAUGAAGAACGCGUCUCAAGAUGCACCAAGAGCGAUGGUUUGGUCCAUGGUCCUUUCUGGUGUUGCUACCAUCGUCACUGAUCUCAUUCUGCUGUUCUGCUGCGGCAAUUACGCUGAGUACGUGACAUCCUUGUCACCAUAUGUCACCUGGUUUUCAGACGUGGCGGGAAAUGAGUACGCCGGUAUCUAUGUCGCAAUCGUGUUUGGUGUCGUAAACCUGCUUGUCUGCACCGGCAUUCUUUCUUCGUGUUCUCGUCUAGGAUGGCGCAUGGCGGAGGACAGGGCGUUCCCAUGGUCCGAUCGUCUCCAGAAGAUCGAUCAUAAGCUCCAGAUUCCUUUGAACUUUAUCUUUGCCAUUAUGGUAGUUGAAGUUAUCAUUGGACUUAUUUCUUUAGGGAGUGAAUUGGCCUACAACGCCAUCGUCAGUGGUGCUGGUGUUUGUUUCGCCCUUGCCUAUGCGAUACCAGUUACUGUGGCUCUUGUCCGAGGUCGUUCAAUUCUCCCCCCUCGCCCUCACUUUGAUCUUGGCAGAUGGGGAUACCUUGUGAACUAUGUUUCUGUUGCAUGGGCCUUACUGACUAUUGUCAUCUACGUCAUGCCGCUGUAUCUUCCAGUCACUGGGGAAAACAUCGGCAACAUGAACUGGGCUGCACUCAUUGUCGGAGCAACGUUCUUGUUUUCCGGUGUUUGGUGGGUAAUCGGAGCAAGAUUCAGAUACCUGAAGGAAGUCUCCUUUGAUAUAGAGCCGAUUUCUGUGGCGGGAGAGCAGUCCAGUAGUUCUUGA
This is a messenger RNA of Fusarium redolens, 1596 nucleotides long. Its product is annotated as amino acid permease-domain-containing protein. Gene Ontology annotation, cellular component: membrane. Gene Ontology annotation, molecular function: transmembrane transporter activity. The record is from RefSeq and is a predicted model, not a curated record. The transcript has 8 exons. Lineage: Eukaryota; Fungi; Ascomycota; Sordariomycetes; Hypocreales; Nectriaceae. Gene Ontology annotation, biological process: transmembrane transport. Bases 1 to 1596 code for a protein of 531 amino acids.